Messenger RNA from Pimephales promelas (fathead minnow), 2649 nucleotides. RefSeq lists its product as uncharacterized. Gene Ontology annotation, cellular component: nucleus. Gene Ontology annotation, biological process: positive regulation of neuron differentiation; negative regulation of Notch signaling pathway. The record is from RefSeq and is a predicted model, not a curated record. Lineage: Eukaryota; Metazoa; Chordata; Actinopteri; Cypriniformes; Leuciscidae. Gene Ontology annotation, molecular function: DNA binding; transcription corepressor activity.
UAGUUUGUUUCUGCAGACAUACCAUAAUAAUUACUGCAUUUACUGUCAAAAUAAUACUGUGGGUAUUUGGCACCAGUAUCAGCAUUAAAAUAAAAUAAAGAUUCUAAAAGCUUUUGAACUGUUUGAAAGAGAUUCUAUAUUGAUUUAUUACAAAUUUACCGCAGUUACUAUGCUAUUUUGGCGGAAACUAAGGUUACCAUGGUAAAAAAAAAAUGCAAGGGAUUUCCUGUUGUUGCUGCCUUUAGAUUGAAUCUAGACGGGACUCGAGCUCGUGCCACGUUACGCUACGGUGCGUUAGCCUCAAAUGUGUUCUCUGUCAUUUCUCGGGAAAGUGCUGUCCUUCCUUGACUCAAGUAUUUGAGCUAAAGUAGAAUAAUCGCUGGGAACAUAGUUGUUGGCAUCUGUAGUAGAUCUGCAGCGUCUGAAUCUUUAAAAGAGCGACAGUGUUGUUGUAGUCUGAUACAGUGUAACUGCACAAGGCAGUGUGGAGCCUCUUUUUCUCUCUCGCAAAUAAAAUAAUGGGAGAGAAAUGAGAAGGAAAACAAAAGCGCAGCGGAUUCUUGAUUACGAAAAUGAAGAGGACGAGGAAGAGGAACAAAACCCGGACUUCAGUAACGGUUCACAGAAACGAAGAAAAAUGUAUCCCUCCAAAGAAAAAGCAGAAGAAAAUAGCUCAUCCGACGCCGGGCUUCAGAAGUUAGACAUGAAGGUUAAUGAGCUGGAUUGUUCUUCCGCAGACCUCUACACUGACAGUCCUCAUGCUUCUGAGUCUGAGGAGGCUAAUUAUUUACAGUCCUAUUCGAAGAAGGAGCUCAUUGCCAUGGUUUUGUGCAUGCAGAGGGAAAUGGAGGACAUGAAGGAACAACUUAGGUGCCUUACAGCAUGUGGAAAACUAGCACGAAACCUGGAAACGCUGAUCGAGAAGACCCAAGUGUGGUCAAACGGGAACAACGGGACCUCUCUCGGGACCCCAGUUACUCGAGGCACGGCACAAUCACCUGCCAAGGCGCAUACUGUGAUACCAGAUGUGCGGCCUCCGCCAGCUGUUGUGAAUGGACAAUGGUUGAAUCAGGGCCAAGGACCACAGAAACCUCUUGAGACCACUCAGAAAGCUCUGAAGGAUGGACUCUUUACAGAUUUUAUCACACCUGACCUUUUGGAGAGGUGUAACACAGGCACCACUGCCCAAAAACUGACCAACGACCUGCUCCGUGGACUCUAUGAGAGAGAAUGCCUUGCAUCUCACUCCAUAUCUGGAGUCGUGUUCAACAAAAAGGGCAAACCCAAGCCUGCUCUCCCCACCGAAGAAGUCCAGGCAGUCCUGAGAACAGUUCAGUAUUUCUUUCCUGUUAAGACCGACGCAGAGAUCAAGGGCUACAUCCGUCAGAAACUGCAAAACGAAGCCAAGAGUUUGAGGAAGAAACCUUCGCUCUCAGGCCAAUAUGAGUCUAGAGGUCUCAAUCUACAGAGUCCCAUGUCCCACUUAGAUAUGAUCAACCAGAAUUGAAACAUACAGUUUGUGAAUAUCAGUUGUGUUCUCUCCAUUAUAUUAAUUAAAGGUAAUUCAAUUCUGUGUAAUUUACGAUUAAAAGGCCGGGCCCGUAUUCAUAAAAAUUCUAAGAAAACUUUCCUCUCAGAAAACUCUUAUGUAGGAGUCUUAAGAGUGAUUCAGGACUGAUCUGAGAGCAACUCUGAGUAAGGAAAAGACAAAAACAUUCAUCUUAGUGAGGAGGCGGGGCUGACCCCGUUGCUAUGGUUGCUACACAAUCGUUUGAAGACUGUGAUUGGUUAGUUGUCCAAGAAGGGGAAGAAAACUAGUGAUUUUAAGUAUAUGGUCUAUUCUAAGCCUUCACUUUGAAAUUACAUGUGUAAUUUUUCCUAUUUGAGAGGAUCUGAGGAACAGUGUUUGCUGUUAGCUCAGUUAGUGGAUGAACACAAGGCCAUCCUCAAAGGAAAAUUCGGGCUAGGUGUCAAUCUAUAGCGUCUUAUUAACUCACUAUCAUCCAUCACGGCAACACAUUUUUGCCAUUUUCUCCUCUGCUAAAGAAACUCUUAAGUCCUCACCAGUACUCCUAACAAUUUUGACCUCAAGACCUCUUUUAAGGGUUAAGAUACUUUCUGAAUAAUUUUUUUCUUUACUAGGACUUUUUCUUUAAUUUUAAGAGUAAACACCCACAUUUCAAAGAAUUUUGUCACUAGGAGCUACUCUUUGCAUUAAGAUCCUUUAUGAAUACGGGCCCUGGGCUCUAGUGAAAUCGAUGUGCAUUGACAAUAGUCUUCAAAUAAAGUCACAAUAAUCUUGUGUGGCAGUCGUUCGGCUGCUGAAGUUUGUGCCGUUACUGAUGUGAAAAUGCAAAUGAGCAAUUCCAGAUAAAUCCAAAUGUUGCAUUCACAAAAGCCUCUGGCUGCUACAAGCACAGUUGACGCUUACAUAUCGAGAUGUUUAGAUAUUAAUGAUGUGUCUCUGUGAACGUCUCUUUUUUAAUGCUUUGUAUUUAACAGAUGUAGGAUUUCAGGAUGUUCCAGGGUCAUAGGCUGUGACCAUUAUUUACAUUGUAUUUUUUAUUUGAUGUUCUUUUGUCUAUAUGACAACUGCUUUAUGUAUGUAUGUAGCUUUUUUUUAAAUUAAAUUGCAAAAACACAAAUGGU